This is a messenger RNA of Fonsecaea erecta, 2256 nucleotides long. RefSeq lists its product as hypothetical. Gene Ontology annotation, molecular function: dolichyl-diphosphooligosaccharide-protein glycotransferase activity. Gene Ontology annotation, cellular component: membrane. The coding region runs from base 1 to 2256 and encodes 751 amino acids. Lineage: Eukaryota; Fungi; Ascomycota; Eurotiomycetes; Chaetothyriales; Herpotrichiellaceae. The record is from RefSeq and is a predicted model, not a curated record. Gene Ontology annotation, biological process: post-translational protein modification. The transcript is spliced from 5 exons.
AUGGCUGCCUCCACGCCUCUUGACCCUUUCCUCCGUGGAAGCACCAGCAAAAACACCAGGGGACUCCUUCGAGUUAUUAUUCUAGUGACAAUUGCAGCCGCCGCAGUGUCUGCCCGAUUGUUCAGUGUAAUUCGUUUUGAAAGCAUUAUCCACGAGUUCGAUCCAUGGUUCAAUUUUCGGGCAACGAAGUAUCUUGUGAAGAAUGGCUUCUACAGCUUCUGGGAUUGGUUCGAUGACCGAACAUGGCACCCUCUUGGUCGCGUCACUGGUGGAACGCUCUAUCCGGGCCUGAUGGUCACGUCUGGCGUUAUAUAUCACAUCCUCCGGCUUCUGUCCCUUCCUGUCGACAUACGGAACAUCUGCGUCCUCCUCGCUCCGGGCUUCUCUGGCCUCACCGCGCUUGCAAUGUACCUCUUGACGUCCGAAAUGUCGUCCUCGCCAUCUGCAGGUCUUUUGGCUGCCAUUUUCAUGGGUAUCAGUCCAGGUUACAUUUCGAGAUCGGUCGCAGGGAGUUAUGACAACGAGGCCAUUGCUAUUUUCCUCCUUGUCUUCACAUUUUUUCUCUGGAUCAAGGCUGUCAAGAAUGGAUCUAUCAUGUGGGGAGCUUUGGCGGCCUUGUUUUACGGAUACAUGGUGUCUGCAUGGGGUGGCUACGUCUUCAUUACGAACCUGAUUCCCCUUCAUGCUUUCGUCCUCAUCUUGAUGGGCCGAUACAGCUCCAGACUUUAUAUCAGCUACACCACCUGGUAUGCUCUUGGAACAUUGGCAAGCAUGCAGGUUCCCUUCGUGGGAUUCCUCCCAGUCAGGAGCAGUGAUCACAUGGCAGCGUUGGGUAUUUUCGGUUUGUUGCAGUUGGUUGGGUUCUUCAACUUCCUCCGGGAGCAACUCCCCGGUAAGCAGUUUCAGACACUGCUGGUUGCCCUGGGUGGAACAAUCUUUGCUGUUAUGUUUUUGGCUCUCGUGACUCUCACAGUCUCGGGGACCAUUGCACCUUGGAGCGGCCGAUUCUAUUCUCUCUGGGACACAGGAUAUGCGAAGAUUCACAUCCCCAUUAUCGCGUCCGUCUCAGAGCAUCAGCCCACCGCCUGGCCCGCAUUCUUCUUCGACCUUAACAUGCUCAUCUGGCUAUUCCCAGCGGGAGUCUACAUGUGCUUCCGCAACCUCAAAGAUGAGCAUGUCUUUGUCGUCAUCUACGCCGUUCUUGCCAGCUACUUUGCAGGAGUCAUGGUUCGUCUCAUGCUUACACUGACCCCGGUAGUGUGCUGCGCUGCUGCACUCGCCCUUUCACAUAUACUCGACACCUACCUCUACCUGCCGACGCCUGCCGAGAAUUCGACCGACGGUAGCAACGGGUCUGUUAAGGCCAGCAAAAUUUCGGCAAACCCGUCACUGCGGUCUACCAGAAAUCCCCUAAUUGGCAUCUACUCUAUUGUGUCGAAGUCGAUGAUUACGUCAAUGGUCACUGGUUUCUUGCUCCUGUUUGUCGCUCACUGUACGUGGGUUACUUCGAAUGCGUAUUCAUCCCCUUCGGUCGUUUUGGCCUCAAGACUACCGGAUGGAUCUCAACAUAUCAUCGAUGACUACCGAGAAGCAUAUUACUGGUUACGGCAAAACACGCCUCAAGACGCAAAGAUCAUGUCAUGGUGGGAUUAUGGAUAUCAGAUUGGAGGUAUGGCUGAUCGGCCGACAUUAGUGGACAACAACACUUGGAACAACACGCACAUUGCCACCGUUGGGAAGGCCAUGAGCUCCCGAGAGGAAGUCAGCUACCCCAUACUUCGCCAGCACGACGUCGAUUAUGUUCUGGUUGUUUUUGGAGGGUUGCUGGGAUACAGCGGUGACGAUAUCAACAAGUUCCUGUGGAUGGUGAGGAUCGCCGAGGGUAUCUGGCCGGAAGAGGUAAAGGAGCGAGACUAUUUCACCGCGCGUGGCGAAUACAGGGUCGACGAGGAAGCCACACCAACGAUGAAGAAUUCCCUAAUGUACAAAAUGUCGUACUACAACUACAACAACCUGUUCCCAGCAGGCCAGGCACAAGACCGCGUCCGUGGCUCUUCUCUUCCUGCACAGGGUCCGGAAUUGAGUACGCUCGAGGAAGCCUUUACAAGUGAGAACUGGAUCAUCCGGAUCUACAAGGUCAAGCCUUUGGAUAAUGUGGGGCGAGAUCACCAAAGUGCGAUGGCCUUCGACAAGGGUCACAAGAAGAAGCGGAAGGCUGGUGCCAGAAAAGGUGCCAGAGUCCUAAGAGUGGACUGA